GUACUUCCUGUAUUUGGUGAGAGAAGAAUGGAGCAGGAGAGAGAGAGAGAGAGAGUGAGAGCGAGAUAGUGAGUCAGCUAGCUUUAUCUCGGGGUCAACAGUAACUGAUCACGUCAGUGUUGGAGGAAGGAGAACAGAUUGAUUUGUGAGAUACAGUCCGCAGCCUUUCAUUUACUUUGUCCAGAUUCCUCUGUUCAUUAACAGCGGCUGUGAAGACAAGACAGAGACAAAAAGAGGAGGGGAAAGAUAAGUGUCAAUCUGUUCAGACUUGUUUGGGAAUUUGAGCAGGGAAGGAGGGAGGAGGGGUGAAACAGCAAGAGGGAGAAGAGCAGAGGAGAGAGGUUGACAGACAUACCGAGAAGGAAACAGAUGCGGAGAGAAACAGAGGGUCAGGAUUGGAUUAAAGUUUAAAUAGAACUUUGUUCGCCAUUCUGACGCCCCCCCCCCCCAGCAGAUCUGGAGAGGAAGGAGGAUUGCUUGUGUUGUGCAAUCGUUGUUAGUUUACACUACUGAACUAACUGAGAGCUGCAGAGAGAAGGGAGACUGGACAUCUCUAGCGUACUAAACUCAGGUUCUAAAAAAGUAUGUUACCAUGGGGACCAAACGUCCCAGUCUGACUCCCUUUGAUACAUUUGAUCCAUCCAAUCAAAGCGCUUCCUACCGGAACCCUCAGCCAAUCAGCCAGAUCUGCCGCGAAACAAGUCCCAGACCUGGAACUCCGGCCCGGACAGACAGAGAGAGGGAGAGGAUCCGAGAGGAGGAAUGGAGGAGAGAAAGAGAAAUGGAGAGAUUGAAGGACAAAACAAGAAAUAGAAGAAAAGAGAUGGAACCCGGACCAAGAGAGAGGAACAGAGAGAAGGAGUGUGCCCUCAUAUCCAGAGGGAGGGAGGAGGAAAGGGAAUGGAGAGAGAGAGAAAGGGGGGGAGCGGGAGAGAGACGUGCCAAUGGAAGACCUACUUCAAAUCUGGAGAUCAGGAACCACAGAGACAGAGAAAAGGAGAGAAAGAAAGGAGACACGUUUCCUAGAAUGGUAAAACAUAGCAAAGAGAGAGACAGAAGAAUGAGUGCAUUUGUGGAGGAAGAUGUGGGGAAAGAAGGAAUGAGACAAUUGGAGAGACAGAAGGGAACAGAGAUGGACGACUGGGAGAGAGAACGAGAGACAGCAGCAAAGAUACAGCGGUAUCGAGAUGCAGAGAGGGACUUCCAAAGGCACAGGGAGAGGGAGAGGGAGAGAAUCAGGGCACAGGAGGACAGAGAGAAAAAUGGAGGGAGGCCCAUGGAGGAUAAGACCGUGAGACGGAGGGAGAGAGCGAGGGAAGCGGAGCCAGAUUUCAGAGAGAGGAGAAGAGAGAGGGAUUCAAAGGGUAAUGACCUAUGGAGCAAAAGAGAGAGGUAUAUGGAUGGAGAGAGAGAGAGGUCAAAACUACGGCAGGGAGAAAGAGAGGAUGGAAGAAGAGAGGGAGAUUCACAGAACUAUUCGGAUAGAGAGGGCAGGGAUGGAAGGAGGGAAGGAAAUACCGAGGGACAGAGGGACACCAGGAGUGAGGGAGACAGUGAUGGAGAGAAGAGGAAAGAGAGAGUGAGAGAUGACAACAGAAGAGAACUGAAACAUCUGCACAGUAAAAGUGAGGGGGACACUGAGGGGAACGCAGCAUGGGAUAGAGUGAGGGAGAAAGAGAAGGAGAGACAGAAAUGGAGAGGGGGGGAGAUAUACAGAGAGAGGGAUGGAAGGAGAGAUGCUUAUAGACAGAGAGUUAGGGAAGGGGACAGGGAUGGAAAGAGUGACAUGGAGAGAUACAGAGAGAGGGACAGGAGAAAAGUGAGGGAAGUGGAGAGAGAGAGGGAUGAGGUGAGAGAAGGGGCCAGGCGAGAGGACAGACCAAGGGAAAGGAGGGACCUAGAGAAAGUGAGGGUGGGAACACAGCCCAAUGUAACAGGAGAGAGAGGGAAGCGUAUGGAUGGAGAGAGACGCAGAGAGAGGGAGAGAUAUUCCAAGGAGGAGGAUGAAGAGAGAUUCAGAGAGAGGGAGAGAUAUUCCAAGGAGGAGGAUGAAGAGAGAUUCAGAGAGGGGGAGAGAUAUUCCAAGGAGGAGGAUGAAGAGAGAUUCAGAGAGAGGGAGAGAUAUUCCAAGGAGGAGGAUGAAGAUAGGAGGUGCAGGGAGAAGAGGGACAGAGAGACAGAUCCCAAAAGGGAGGGAGGAGCAGACGGAGCUAGUCGACCGCUGAGCGAGACAGCCCCAAGGGUGCCACCACGAGUCCAGAGCAGCGGAGAAUGGAGCAGUGACAUAGAGAGGGAAAGAAAAUGGAGAAGAGGAAGAGAAAGUCAUGAAGAGAAGGAGUCAGAGGGAGAGAAGGAUGUGGACAAGGGGCAGAGAGACUGUAGUGAAAGAGAGAGACUAGAUAGAGUGAGGGGGAGAGAAGAAGGAAAGGAAGAGACGAUACCAAAGCGCCCUGAGCAGAGGAGGAUGUGGUUAUUACCACAGAGGGUCAGAUAUAACAAAGACUCCUCUUUAGAGGAUGAGGUUAUAGAACGAGAAAGAGAUAGGCACACUAACAGAUGGAGAGAGAGAAGUGAAGAAGAGGACAGAUCCGUGGAACAAAGGACAGGCAGAGAUAAAGAGAGGAAGACAGAGGGAGAAGGACAAGAGGAUAGGUCGGUGGAACAAAGAAAGUCCAUAGACGAAGAGAGAGAAACUGAUAGGGAGGGAGGGAGGGAGAGGUAUUUGGAGAGAGGGUUAAAUGUAGAUGAAGACAAUGAGACAGAAGCCUGGAGGAGUUAUAGCAGAGGAGAGGAACACCAGACUUACAGCGAUGGAGAGAGAGAGGAACGCUGGCAGAGGGACAGGGAGACAGAGAGAGAGAAUGUGACAGAUAACACAGAAGGUGACAGAGAGAAAGAAGGAGGAAGUGAUAGAUAUAUACUCUUCGAGAGCGAUGGAGGAAGUGAUAGAGAGUGGGAAGGAGGGAGGGAUAGAAUCCCUUCCUCUGAGGACGGCUUUAUCACUGUGUCCAGUGGUGGAGAAGAGGAGUUUGAGGACUGCAAGGAAUUCUUGGAAGUUGGGGUUGCUAUUCAUGUUACCAGGCAACCUGUUAGCUUUCAGGGGAGCGAGGGAGAGAUGAAGAGAGGUGGAGGGAGAAGACAUGAAAGAGAGAGAGAAAGAACAGAAGAGAGGACAGAGCAAAAGGAUGAUGCAGUGGUGGGAGAGGUGAAUGAUGGAAAGGGGAAGAAGCCACCCACCUAUGUAUUCUGUGUGAUUGGACAAACACUGCCCAGGUCAAAACCAAAUCAGACAGCAGUCUUGGGUGACAUGGAAUCAGAGCGGACCAAUCAAAAUCCUGGAUAUGGUCAUAGGGACAGUGAUGACAUCACACACCUCCCUCAUGAGAACCCUUCCAGAGAUGGAGACCAAGGGGCAGAGGAUGAGAGAAAAAUAGUGAGGGAUGAGAUCCAUGUGCCAAAGGAGGAGAGAACAGACACAGAAGAGAGCUCCAUAGUGGACGUCAGUCACACCACCCUAGAACGAGAGAGCGGAGAAAGACUGAAGGUCAUGGAGGAGAACCCAUACGCUGAGAUAGAGCGAAGGAGGAACUCUGAGACCGAAAAACUCCUCAAAGAGUGGAGAGAAAGACAUGAAGAGUACACAGAAACAAGAGAGAGGGACCCAACAGACAGGAGGAGGAUAGAACCAGAGAUAGGUCCAUCUUCGCAUCCCAGUGGAGAGUACCACCACCAUGGGAUCCCUGUAGUUGACCAAGCCACCUCUGACCAGAAUGACCCUGUAGUGAUGAGCCCAGAGGAAGCUGUGGCCAUCCAGAUCUGUAUAAGGGGAGCCUGGAGCACAGAAGAGGAGGCCAAGCGCCACUCCCCGGCCUCACACAUGAAGUGGGCCAAGAACGUAUUGAGUGAGAUCCUUGGCAGCUCGGAGGAACCAGCCCUCGGCAACCCACAGCCAGAGUCACAGGGAGGUCAAGAGGUCAGCCAGACUACGAGAGGGACCGAGAGGGUAGAAGUGGAGUUAGAGGAAGAAAAGGAUGAGACGCUAGAGGGGGGAGGAGCCUCACCCGUCUACGCCACGGUUCAGAAGAGGAAGAAGCGUGGGAGGAAGUCGGUGGAGGAGAGGCUGGCUGAACAGGAGGCAGAGCCAGGGAAGGUGGAGGAUGAGAGAGGUACAGGGGAGAAACUAACAGACGUGCAUGCUGAGGCUUUCACAGCUAUGCUUGGUGAUGGCAAACCCAUAGACAUGCAUGCUGCCCUGACCCUACACAAUACUCAUGGUGACACACCUACAGACACACAGGGAGAGGAGGUGGAGGGUAACAAUGUGUGUGCGGACAGACAAACAGACAGUCAUAUACAUAUCCAGGUAGAGAUGGUGACAGAGGAUGAGGGUGAGAUGGAGAAAGGGGUCGAAGUUGGGGACGAGGUUCAUAUACUGGAUGCAGAGAAAGAAGUGAAUGCCCAGAAAGAGGAAGAUCUGUUUCUCUCUGUGAGCAACACCCUGUACAAACCAACCAGCUGCCCCAGCCUUAUAUACAACCCUGAUUCAGAACAACCUAUCACCACCAUAGAGGAAAAGACAGAGGAAGAAGGGGAGAAAGAGAGGACUGUGGGAGAGGGGAAGCAGGAAAGGAGGAUAGAGGAUGGGACCGAGGACAGGGGGAAAGUGGGAGAGGUGACUGAGGAGAGGAAAGUGGAAAGGGAGGAGGAGAAGAGGGUAGGAGGGGAAGAGGAGAGGAUGAGGGAGGGCAAGGAAGAGAGUAAAAAAACGGGAGGAGGGAAGGUGAAGAGCACUUGUAGCUUCCAAGAUUUGGGCACCGAUGUUCGAUAUAGGAGGCGGGGGUUCCGCAAGACAACAGAAAGAAGAAACGAGGAAGAAGAAGGAGGAAGAGGAGAUGCGAGGGAUCGCAGAACAAGAAUAUUCCAGGUGUCAGAUGAUGAGGAGGAGGAGGUGAGCUUCAACUGGGGAGACGUGGACCUGAGGAAUGUCACGGAUACCAUCAGAAUGGCUAGGAGGAACUCCAAAUUUUACAAUUCCCAGCUCUACCAGGAGUACAGUGAGACAGCUCAGAACAGGGAGAUCCUCAGUCAGUCUUGCUCUGAGGCCCUGUCCAUCUACGAGGAGCUCCCUGUCCCCCUGGCCCCUUCGCUCCCUCCGGCACGCAGGCCCUUACCCUGUCUCCCCCCAGUCAUCCACCCCCACUCUCUGUCCCACUCUGGCUCUACCUCCAGUGGCACCAGUGCCAAGUUCCUACCCGUACCACAGCUGCCCCAGCCCCCCCCGGCCAGGCCUUCCUCUCCCCGCCUCUCCAUCUCCCUCACCCAGUCCCCCAGCCUGUGGCAGGAGAUCCCUGAGGUCAGGAACAGUGCUGUGUUUGGGGAGCUGUCUAACGACCAGAGACGCCUGCAGGAGGUGCAGUUUGAGGUUGUAACUUCGGAAGCGUCGUACUGUCGUAGUCUGGAUAUUGUGGUGGAUCACUUUGUAAAGUCUAAGCAGCUCGGGGAGCUGUUGACUACUCAGGACAGGAGCUGGCUGUUCUCCAGGCUGGCUGAUGUCCGAACCAUCAGCCACAGUUUUCUGUCGAAGCUGGAAGAGAGGGUAGAAUCUGAUAUGAUGCACUUCACCGUGUGUGACAUCAUCGCUCGCCACUGUCAACGCUUCAAGAAGGUCUACGUGCCCUACCUCACCAACCAAUCAUAUCAGGAUGCCACUUACCAGAGACUCAUGGAUGAGAACCAAGGGUUCAGGCGGGUAGUGGAGAAGUUGGAACGCAGUACAGUGUGUCAGCGUCUUCCUCUUCGCUCCUUCCUCAUCCUCCCCUUCCAGAGGAUCACACGAAUCAAACUCCUUGUGCAGAACAUUGUGAAGAGAACAGCCCAAGGCACAGAGGAGGAGGUCCAGGCCAUCAAAGCUAUGAAGCUACUGGAGAGGUUGAUCCAGGAGAGCAAUGACAGUAUUACUCAGAUGAAGAGCAUUGAGUCGCUUGUCUCUCUCAGUGCCAGAGUGGACUUUGAAUGCAGGACUCUCCCCCUGGUCAGUCAGUCUCGUAGGCUGGUGAGAGAGGGGCCGGUGACUGAGAUGAUGGAUUUCUCUCUGAAGGAGACAGAGAGGAGUGUCUACCUUCACCUCUUCAAUGACUACCUGCUGCUGUCGCUGAACAAAGAAGGGGGCAGGUUCACGGUGAUAGACCAUGCUCCAGUGUCAGAACUGAGAGCUGAGAACUGUCGGGUCAAACUGCACUCUCUAGAGAAGAACCUUUUCCGCCUCCACCUUAACAAGAAAGCCCUGCUACUUAGCACCGACACACAAGGUGAUAAACUGCGUUGGAUCUCAGCUGUCUCCAGGCCCCAUCCUGUUAUUGACUACUCUGCAGAACAAGACUUCACACAGAUGCAGUGCGUCCGAGCCUUCGUUGCCCACCAACCAGAUGAGCUGUCCCUGGAGAAGGCUGAGGUCAUUCUCGUCCACCAGCAGAGCAGCGACGGUUGGGUGGAGGGGACCAGGCUGUCAGACAGACACAGAGGAUGGACUCCUGAGUCCCAUUUGGAAACCAUAGCCAGCCUCAGGGUCCGACAGCGCAACCUGUUGGAUGCUCUAAAGAUUACCACAGCCACGGCUGCAGUAUGACAAACCAUCCACUGUCUGACUGCGCUGGGGGAAUCCUAGUCACUGUGUAUCAAUGUGGUGGAGUUACUGUGGACCUGUGGAUUUGGACAGUGGAUGAAACAUAGUGUUUCAGACUGGAGUUGUCCUUCCCGGCCUCAGCCUGCUUAGUGGGAAUGAACGGCAAGGGGAUGAAUGGCUUUAGAGGGGGUGCCUUAGAGAGAGGCACUGGACUGACAUGAAUACCUUUAACACUUACAGGAGUGUCAACGUAAAUUAUUGGAAGGGUUUUGGAGGUGUCUGUGAGUGUCUAGGGUAGCCUUGUAAAUCAAACCUUGCGAAUGAAUGCCGAUUGACUGUUACAGGAUCUAUUGGAAGUCAGCCAUCUAAGAACAUCAGUGGAUUGAGGACCUGUGGCCCCGGAGAAGGACAGAAGUUUCUCCAUAACUACUUUACUUGGGGACUUUAAAAAGACAUGGUAUGGGGCCUCCCGAGUGGCGCAGCGGUCUAAGGCCACUACAGGUCACUACAGACCCGGGUUCGAUCCCAGGCUCUGUCACAGCCGGCCACGACCCGGGAGACCCAUGAGGCGGCAUACAAUUGGCCCAGCGUCGUCCGGGUUAGGGGAAGGUUUGGCCGGCUGGGAUGUCCUCGUCCCAUUGUGCUCUAGUGACUCCUGCACGCUGACUUUGUUUGCCAAUUGUACAGUGUUUCCUCCACAUUGGCUGGCUUCUGGGUUAAGCAAGCAGUUUUGGAAGACGCCUGGCUCUCGACCUUCGCCUCUUCCAAGUCCGUACAGGAGUUGCAGCGAUGAGACAAGACUGUAACUACCAAUAAGGAUAUCAUAAAAAUGGGGUAAAAAGUACAAAAACAAGACAUGGUAUGAUGCACCAUGGCAGUGUUUUGCAAUAGAGGUUAUUGUAUUUGAACAACAUGUUUCUACAUAUUCAGGGAAAUGUAUUAUUUGUGUAUAUUACAAAGAUUUUCAUAAAUUACUUUUAUGGGGGGUACUUAUUGGUUGACGGCUCAAAUUGAAUACUUCCGCUGCUCUAUAUUCACUACAUACUUCAGUAUAAGACUGCCAUCGUUGAAGUCGUUUGUGGUGAUGUCUAAAUGAGGGGUGUUGUACAAAACAAAUGAAUCAGCGACUUGAUCAUCUUUAACCAAUCAGAGUAUCAAAGCCAAUGACAAAUGUUUUAAACGCCACUUUACCGACGUGUGCUCUGGAUCUGGCCCAACCCAUUGGUUUCUGGGACCAAUCAGAACGGUUAGAAUGUGUUUGCUUUCUAGAAAUUGUCAGGGAGGUACUCAGAUUCAGAUCCGGAGAAGAAACUAAUGUCUGUGGACAUGGCGUAGCAUUUGGCUGGAGCAAAGAGUUUGAGUAGCCAGGCAAGGAUACUUAAUCCCAUUUGAGAUACAGAAGACUAUGAGAUAAAGAGAGUUUGCAUGCACAUUGUUAAGAAUGUUGAAAGGGCUGUAAGUGCAAUACAUUUCCAGGACUGUGCAUGUAGCCUACACAAUUUGAUUUGAUGAAAAAGAGGUGCAAUGAUCAAAAUAAGCAGUUCUGUCUGUGUUGAGGAGACUGAGAAAGUAUGCUUUGGAAAUAAAUGACGAUACUCAUGAAUAUUA
This is a messenger RNA of Oncorhynchus kisutch (coho salmon), 8230 nucleotides long. RefSeq names its product trichohyalin. The coding region runs from base 593 to 6625 and encodes 2010 amino acids. Gene Ontology annotation, biological process: intracellular signal transduction; activation of GTPase activity. Gene Ontology annotation, molecular function: guanyl-nucleotide exchange factor activity; protein binding. Gene Ontology annotation, cellular component: cytoplasm; nucleus. The record is from RefSeq and is a predicted model, not a curated record. NCBI's taxonomy places the organism in Eukaryota, Metazoa, Chordata, Actinopteri, Salmoniformes, Salmonidae. The transcript has 15 exons.